GUCGGAUUUCUCAAGAGUGGGCGCAUCAUGAGGCGACCAGGUGUAUCGAUGAAGGGGAAGUCGACGAUAACAGUAAACGUGUACGACAUCGUUGAAAGCAACUCGUUCACCUACGCAUGGGGCCUUGGAGCGUUUCAUUCAGGUGUCGAGGUCGGCGGGGUCGAGUACUCGUUCGCAGGCGGGGCAGGAAUCUUCACGUUAGCACCCAAGUCAGCACAAGGCGCGGUGUUCCGAGAGUCCAUCGACAUGGGCUCGUUUGAAGGCACAUAUCACGACGCGAAACGGAUUUUAGAUGAUAUGCGCAGCGAGUUCCACGGGAGCCAGUACAACCUGCUCACCAAGAACUGCAACACGUUUUCGAAUGAAGCAUGCUUGCGACUUGUGGGCCAGCCGAUCCCCCCUUUCAUCAAUCGCAUUGCGUACUUUGGGUCGUGCUUUAGUUGUUUGAUCCCCAAGCAACUCAUGGGCGAAGCACCCGUGCAAGAGACCAAAUUCAGCAGAUUUUCACGAGCGUCGUCGUCAUCGUAUGGAGCAACGAACGUGCCGGUGUUUGCAGGGCAAGGCCUGACCCUCAACAGCAGCGCCUCCUCAAGCCUUCUGGCUUCGACAGACGAGAGCGACGAAACUUUGCGCCGUGAAAAGCGCGUGGCCGCAGCGCUGAAACGCCUUGAAAACAAAGAGUAGCGACCAUCAAUGUAGUACAGAACAGACUCGAUCUGCUAUUUACUAGUACAGCGUAGUGUGGUCGACUGUUUUGCAUUGGUCUCGCCAAAGCUCGUUCGAAAAGAAGUACAUUGCCGCUCGAUCCAUAGCAUUCUUCUACACCCACUCGCUCUAGAAACCGAGCAACCUAGACCAAUAUAACGUACUACGUACUCUGCCAG
Messenger RNA from Aphanomyces astaci, 884 nucleotides. RefSeq lists its product as hypothetical. Bases 28 to 684 code for a protein of 218 amino acids. The record is from RefSeq and is a predicted model, not a curated record. Gene Ontology annotation, molecular function: deubiquitinase activity. Lineage: Eukaryota; Oomycota; Saprolegniomycetes; Saprolegniales; Verrucalvaceae. Gene Ontology annotation, biological process: protein deubiquitination. The transcript has 4 exons.